Messenger RNA from Neurospora tetraspora, 2087 nucleotides. RefSeq lists its product as uncharacterized. NCBI's taxonomy places the organism in Eukaryota, Fungi, Ascomycota, Sordariomycetes, Sordariales, Sordariaceae. The transcript has a single exon. The record is from RefSeq and is a predicted model, not a curated record. Bases 267 to 1838 code for a protein of 523 amino acids.
GCCCUACCCCUAACCCUGAUCUGCACGUGAAACAAAUUAACCGACACCGCAUAAGCAAGUCCGAAACCCCUGUCACAGCUCGUCUUGGCACACCUCACCACCAAAACAUCAACAACAAAACCCGCUAAUUCCUACCGUGUCCGGACCUCUCUGUUCCAUCUUUUUCGUCCAAACAACCUCUAUCGCCCUCCUCCCGAGGGCAUCAUCAACACCAUCCUUCUGAUCACCAAUCCCUAUGAUCAUAAACCCAUGAACAAAACCAAACAAUGGCCCCCCACGUAACCCCCACCACCAAACUCCAAAUAAUCGGCGCCUUCAAACUCCUCCGCUUCCUGCGCAGUCGGCACCAGUUUCCCCCCGGCACCAUCUCCAACAACGACAUCUUCCGCCUCUUCUCCGUCUCGCGAACAACAGGCUACCGCGUGCUCUCGGAAAUCUCCGUCUCCGCCGACCUGACCGCCAGCGAACGCGCCGCCCUCGACGCCGAAACCGCCGCCGCCCUCGAGGAAGAGGAAAACGCCCGCAUAGCGGAGAUCAUCAAUAACCCGCGCGAGGAGACCCGCGGCAGGAAGAGGAAGUUGACGGAGAGGGAUGUGGAGGUUAUUGAGGCGUGGUUGGAUAGGAAUGGGGGGAGGGGGGAGGUCAAGUGGAAGGAUGUUCCCGUGGCGGCGGGGUUGGGGGUGAUUCCGGGGAAGGAUGGGAGGGGGGUGGUCAGUGGGGUUACGGUUAAGAGGGCUUUGGGAGCGUGGAGGGAGAGGAAUAAGGAGGUUGAUGUGGAGGAUUGGACGAGGGCGAGGGGGGCUGGGGGGUUGAGGGGGAGUGAGAAGGCGAGGGAGAGGUGGGGGCGGCCGAAGGGGGGUGAAGUGGAAAGUAGUGGAGAUAAUGAUGGGGAAGCGGAAGCGGAGGCGUCGGGGACGGGAGCGGGAGCGGGAGCUGGGGCUGGGGCUGGGGCUGGGGCUGGGGCUGGGAAUGGCCAGAGUGCGGGAGAGAGGGAAGGGUCGUCUGGCUCAGAAGAGUCGGAGAGUGAGGGUGAAAGUGUCGUGGAGACUGGGGCUGGGCCUUCACAAGCAGAGCCGGCAGCUGAAACGGCAACGGCGAGUGGAAGCGGAAGUGCUGCUAUGGCGCCGGGAAUGGCAACGGGGAACGGUAAUGGAGCUUCAAAUGCGGGCGAAAGUCAGGGUCAGGAGCAGCAGCAAAACACCAAGAAGAGACGAACUCAAACCGAACCACAAGGCCCCGAUCCCAAGUACCUAUGGAAGAAUCGAUGGGAAAUUGAAAGGGCCGCAAGGGACGCUCAAGCUCGACGUCAGGCUGAGGCUAUGGCUGAGGCUAGGGCCCGGGUUAAAGCUCAAGCUGCGAAGGAACGAUAUCGUCUACAACGUCAGAGAAAACGUCAGCAGCAGAAACUAGAGAGGCAACAGAAGCAGCAGCAGCAACAGCAACAGCAACAGCAACAGAGCUAUACGGCUGGACAACAGCAGCCCGUCCAACAGCAACCCGUCCAACAGGAACAACUACCUCAGCCACAACAACCACCACCACAACAACAGCAACAGCAACAGCAACAGAGACCAUACACAUCAAUGAGUUUCAUCCCUCUCCCAACCUACGGGCAGCAAAACGGAGUCGCAAGUGGUAGCGGAAGCGGAAGCGGAAGUGGUCCCUCAAGUGCAAACCAGAGCUUCAACGGGGCUGCGGUCGGGAGCUCCUGGAAUGUGAACCCCAACCCCAGUAUCGACAACGGAAGCGUUGUGAACGUACAGAGAACUGGUGGCGGUGGCGGUGGAGAGGCGGAGGAUAUCAUGAUGCUUGGGAGAAUUUCUGGGGUUUUGAGGUAGAGGGAGAGGUCAGACGAUGAUGCGUGAGACAUAGAACUUGGGAGGCCCAGGCCAAGGCCAGGGUUAGGGGUAACGAUAUGAUUUGAGAUAGGAGUGAGUAUGGUGGAUGCGGUGGCCGGUGUCGAUGUUUUUGAAGACAUUAUGGAGACGAAGAGGGCAUACAAUCAGUGCUUUGGAGAAGGUAUGGAUGCGAAGAUGAAGACAUAUGACAUUACCCAUGCUUCUACACUCAGAACUAGGUGAUUGGAA